Messenger RNA from Drosophila montana, 507 nucleotides. RefSeq names its product Heterochromatin protein 4 (gene HP4). The transcript has 2 exons. The coding region runs from base 60 to 359 and encodes 99 amino acids. Lineage: Eukaryota; Metazoa; Arthropoda; Insecta; Diptera; Drosophilidae. The record is from RefSeq and is a predicted model, not a curated record.
CUGCAGCUUGCUUAGCCGAUAGCGUCGUAUAACCAUUUUGUUAGCGUUACUCUUACAAAAUGUCGCAUCAAAAUAAAAUCAAAAAGAUGGUGAUUAAAAUACCUCGCCAUCCGUACAUCAUAGCACAGGGCGAAUUCGAUUAUCAGGAGCGCGUUCAAAUACGAAAAUGUCGCGUCAACUUGGAACGCAUGAAAGGACAGCAGACAGUCGGAGGACGCCCAUUCCCAUUAAAACCCAAGCCGAAGCGUUGCUGUGUUCGAGUAGCACGACUGCCAAAUGUGGAACGCAGCGAAAUAUCCGUAACACCAGCCAGCUCCAUAGUGUGUUCGGAUUUUGAUGAUGAUUCUGCUGACGAAUAGAUGAUGCAGCUGUCAUUUCCGCUGCUCCCCAAUCACCAAUUGUACUGAAGACUAGACAAACCAGGCAGUGGCACCAUGUCCGGGACUAUCCACACUCAUAUUUUGUAGCUGUAAUUUUGAAUAUCUAUAAAUACAUUUGUAACUAAUA